Messenger RNA from Thecamonas trahens ATCC 50062, 309 nucleotides. RefSeq lists its product as uncharacterized. Bases 1 to 309 code for a protein of 102 amino acids. The transcript is spliced from 3 exons. The record is from RefSeq and is a predicted model, not a curated record. Lineage: Eukaryota; Apusomonadida; Apusomonadidae.
AUGCUUGGCACGUCGGGCACGUCGGGCACCACGGCUGAGGAGCCCCUCGACACCUCGGCUGACAUGAUCGUUGAAUCGCAGGAGUCGAACUUGCAGGACAAGGAGCGUUUUGACGACUCGGCCAUCAACAAGCUGCCUGAGCCCGCCAGAAACGAGAUUCACGUCAUGAUCAGCAAGGUCAAGAAGAUUGUGACCGAGGACUUUGCGCUGGUGAUGGGAGACACUGUCGACGAUGGUGACUGCAGCGGGUCCAAGGAGGUGGUUGGCAUGCUUGUGAGGCAGGAGCAGAUGCAGUCGUGGCAUGCGUGA